Sordaria macrospora k-hell is the source of this 1953-nucleotide messenger RNA. RefSeq lists its product as uncharacterized. Lineage: Eukaryota; Fungi; Ascomycota; Sordariomycetes; Sordariales; Sordariaceae. The record is from RefSeq and is a predicted model, not a curated record. Gene Ontology annotation, molecular function: glycerone kinase activity; ATP binding. Gene Ontology annotation, cellular component: cytosol. Gene Ontology annotation, biological process: glycerol catabolic process.
AUGUCAAACAGACAUUUCAUCAACGACCCCAACCACCUCGUCCUCACAGCCCUACAAUCCACCACCCUCCUCAACCCGGGCGUCGCCCUCGACACCACCAACAAAAUCGUCUAUCUACGUCCCGGCUAUGGCUCCUCUUCCUCCUCCCACAAUGCCUCCCAUCAAAAACAAAAAGUCUCCUUGAUCAGCGGCGGCGGCUCAGGCCACGAACCCUCGUUCUCCUCAAUGGUCGGCCGCGGUCUCCUAUCCGCUUGCGUAGCCGGCACCAUUUUUGCUAGUCCGUCUGCGGAACAGGUGAGGAGGGCGAUCAUGGGUCGUGUGGACCACAACUCCCUUUCUACCGAUCAUGGGGAUGGUGAUAAUGAGCGGGGUGUACUAGUAGUAGUAAUGAACUACACAGGCGACGUCCUCAACUUUGGUCUCGCCGUCGAAAAAGCCAAGGCCGCAGGCGUUAAUGUGGAAAUGGUAGUUGUCGGCGACGACGUUGGUGUCGGACGGACCAAAGCCGGUAAAGUCGGAAGACGAGGGAUUGCAGGCACGGUGUUAGUGCAGAAGAUUGCUGGUGCGUUGGCUAGCCAGGGGAGGUCACUAAAGGAAGUGACAAUGGUGGCGAACUUGGUUGCGGACAAUCUGGUCAGCGUAGGCGCCAGCCUGGAACAUGUGCAUGUCCCUGGCCGGCGGGCGGAGACGCACGGGGCGGAGGAUAAGACGCUGAAGGAGGGCGAGGUGGAGAUUGGCAUGGGGAUUCACAAUGAGCAGGGGUCGAGCAGAGAAAAAGGGAUCGGGUUGCGGGAGCUGGUGGGCAAGAUGUUGAAGCAGCUGUUGGACCAAAGCGACAAGGACCGGGCGUUUUUGGAGGUUAAUUCCAACGAGGUCGUUUUGCUGGUGAAUAACCUCGGAGGCGUCAGCCCGUUGGAGAUGGGCGGGAUCGUGACUGAGGUGGUCACGCAGCUGGCGGACAAACCGUACGGGAUCAAGCCCGUGAGGACUCUCAGCGGCACGUACAUGACCAGCUUGAACGGGUUGGGGUUCAGCAUCUCGUUGCUGAAUGUCGUGAACACGGAUAUUGGCGGGCCAGGCAUGAUCGAGCUGCUGGAUUACCCGUGCGAGGCGCACGGGUGGACGGCGCCCAUCUCGAAGCUGACGUGGGAGGAGCAGCGGGAUAACAAGCAGACGCGGGAGAACGACGCCAAAUCCGAGGAGGAGGUGAGAGCCUGCGGUCUGACGUUUGCGCAGCCCGAGAAGGCGCAGAAGCAGCUGGUUGCUGGACUGAAGGCUGUCAUUGCUGCCGAGCCCGAGGUCACCAAGUAUGACACCACGGUGGGCGACGGUGAUUGCGGCAUCGGUCUGAAGCGCGGUGCUGAAGCAAUCCUGUCCCAUCUCAACAAAAACCCCCUAACAGGCGACGCAGCCAUCGACCUCUCCAAGAUCGUCACCGUGGUCGAGCAAACCAUGGACGGCACUUCGGGAGCUCUCUACGGCAUCUUCCUCAACGCCCUGGUCGCCUCUCUCCAUACUGUUGGCGGCGGAGGAGGGGAGUCAGACAAAAAGGCUGUCGACGGUAAUGCCUGGGCCGCAGCGCUCAAACUGAGCUGCGAGGCCCUGUCCAAGUACACGCCCGCUCGUCCCGGUGACCGCACGCUGAUCGAUGCCCUCUACCCCUUUGUCGAUGCGCUCGAGAAGACGGGUGAUGUGAAGAAGGCGGCUGAGGCUGCGAAGCAAGGAGCCGAGGGCACCAAGGGUAUGAAAGCCAACUUGGGCCGCACCGUCUACAUUGGCGGGUCUGGGUUCGAGCAGGUGCCAGAUCCCGGCGCUUGGGGAUUGGCCAAGUUCUUCCUUGGACUGGCCGGGAUUGAGAAGUCUGAUGGUGGUGGUUCCUCCAAUGCUAAUAAGCAGGCGAAGGGAUCGGAUGAUGGAUGGGAAGAGGUCUCAAAGGAGGCUGAGCUGCCGUGA